Messenger RNA from Malania oleifera, 907 nucleotides. Its product is annotated as small ribosomal subunit protein uS11z-like. The record is from RefSeq and is a predicted model, not a curated record. Gene Ontology annotation, biological process: maturation of SSU-rRNA from tricistronic rRNA transcript (SSU-rRNA, 5.8S rRNA, LSU-rRNA); ribosomal small subunit assembly; translation. The coding region runs from base 157 to 627 and encodes 156 amino acids. The transcript has 5 exons. Lineage: Eukaryota; Viridiplantae; Streptophyta; Magnoliopsida; Santalales; Ximeniaceae. Gene Ontology annotation, cellular component: cytosolic small ribosomal subunit; ribosome. Gene Ontology annotation, molecular function: mRNA 5'-UTR binding; structural constituent of ribosome; small ribosomal subunit rRNA binding.
UAGCCGUUCAUUGCAAAACCCUAGUCUUCCCUCUAUUUAUGUUGACGUAGGUUAGACAAAACUCUCUUUCCGUGUAUGCGCGCGUUCGUGUGUUCGUCGCAGCCUACGCAGUAACAGAGCUUCCUCAAGGCCCCAGAGUCUCGCCCUCUCGAAGCAAUGUCAAGGAGGAAGGUUAGGGAACCAAAGGAAGAUAAUGUGACGCUGGGACCCCAAGUAAGAGAAGGGGAGCAUGUUUUUGGUGUGGCACACAUCUUUGCAUCAUUUAAUGACACAUUCAUACAUGUGACUGAUUUGUCAGGAAGAGAAACCAUGGUUCGCAUUACUGGUGGAAUGAAGGUGAAAGCUGACAGGGAUGAGUCUUCCCCAUAUGCAGCUAUGCUUGCAGCACAGGAUGUUGCACAAAGAUGCAAGGAGCUUGGUGUCACUGCUCUUCAUAUUAAGCUUCGUGCUACUGGUGGAAACAAGACAAAAACACCUGGUCCAGGUGCACAGUCUGCACUCCGAGCCCUUGCUCGUUCUGGAAUGAAAAUUGGCCGCAUAGGUAAAGAUCUGGUCCUUGAAAUGCAGUUCAGUUUGGUGUUUCUUUUUUUGGAUUUUAUAUUAUUCAUUUCUUAUGCGUGGAGAUGAAAGAAAUGCACAAAAUUAUCUUGCAUGACAACCAUUAUUGCAUUCAUUUGUUUCUGUUUAACAAGGAAAACAAAUAUUUUCUUCCUUUCAUGUCACACAAAGCAUUGUAAUCUAUUCUUCUAGUUCUGUAACCACUGGAAAAAGUCAGAGUGAAAUAACUGUGAACUGGAAAUAUGUUGAAUUAUAUUAGUAAAAUAAAGCAUGCUACAUAACAAAGUCUGAUGUGCAGUCUUGAGUUGUCCUGAUUAAAAGAAUAUAAUAAGUUUACGUUUGUGGAGAC